This is a messenger RNA of Morone saxatilis (striped sea-bass), 2938 nucleotides long. RefSeq names its product adrenoceptor beta 3a (gene adrb3a). The transcript has 2 exons. The record is from RefSeq and is a predicted model, not a curated record. Bases 585 to 1874 code for a protein of 429 amino acids. Gene Ontology annotation, cellular component: membrane. Gene Ontology annotation, biological process: adenylate cyclase-activating adrenergic receptor signaling pathway; norepinephrine-epinephrine-mediated vasodilation involved in regulation of systemic arterial blood pressure. Gene Ontology annotation, molecular function: norepinephrine binding; epinephrine binding; beta3-adrenergic receptor activity. NCBI's taxonomy places the organism in Eukaryota, Metazoa, Chordata, Actinopteri, Moronidae.
GAGAGAGAGAGCAAAAGAAAGAGUGGACAGCCACUCUGGUGCACUCUGGUGGUUCCAGCAUCAGCGUCACUGUUGCUUGAUCUCCAACAGCCUAACUGGGGCAUUGUGGCUCAUGCAAGAUUCAGCGAAAAACACAGCAAACUACUCUAAUCCCAGUGGACGGAUUUAAAUGGACAAGGCUGGGCUUUCUUCUCAAAAACUUUUUUUCACUUAAUGUUAAUGUUUCCUGGAUUCAUGAAAGUGCUGCAACUCCGUGAACUAAUAUUGUUUGGACAGUUUUUCAUCUUUUUUGAAAACAUGUUGCUGUUGACUACACCAGAAGAACUUCCACAAACAUUCACGUCUUUGGAAACAUGGAAAGCCACUACUGCCUGUUGAACACCAGCCAUACAAGACUCCCAAGGUGUGACAUGUAAGCAGUGACCACAAAUUAAAGAACAACUACUAUUUAGUGAGGACAAUUUCAUCAGCUUUUUAUUCUGAGCAGAUUUAUAAUGCUUGUAAGUGCAGACUCGUUAGUUUUGUUAACUUUGACGUGAGAAACACAUCUCCAGCUUCUUGUGACCGCGUUGAUCCAGUGAAUUAUGGAUGGCAACCUGAGCACUUCAAAUGGGACCAACCUCACAGGACACAACUAUGCAGCUGGACCCUGGAGCCUCGUCAUACUGGUCAUCAUCAUACUGAUCAUAGUGGUGGGAAACCUGCUGGUCAUCAUCGCUGUGGCUCGUACUUCGCAGCUACAGACGACGACAAACAUUUUCAUCAUGUCCCUGGGUUGUGCGGACCUCAUCAUGGGGGUCCUUGUGGUACCACUGGGGGCCACUAUUGUGGUGACGGGUAAAUGGCUGCUCAGUGACACAUUCUGUGAUUUCUGGACUUCUGUAGAUGUGCUGUGUGUGACAGCGAGCAUCGAAACACUCUGUGUCAUAGCAGUGGAUCGGUAUAUAGCCAUCACAAGACCACUCAGAUAUAAGGUUCUACUCAAUAAGUGGCGUGCCAGAGUAAUAGUUUGUUUAGUGUGGGUUGUGUCCUCCUUAAUUUCCUUUGUACCAAUUAUGAAAGGGCUUUGGCGUGAUGAUGAUCCCACAGCAAAGAAGUGCUACGAAGACCCUGCAUGCUGUGACUUUGUGACCAACAGGGCCUUUGCUAUUAUAUCCUCUAUAGUGUCUUUUUACAUUCCACUGCUCAUAAUGAUAUUUGUGUAUGCAAAAGUUUUUCUAAUAGCCACACGGCAAGUCCAGCUCAUAGAUAAGAAUCGCAUGCGUUUCCAGAAUGAGUAUCCAACAGGGCAGAUGCAAGUUGCUUCCCACAUCAACAAUAUCAUGCCAUCGGUGUGUGCAGGCUCCAGCAGCUGCAACAGCGCAGUGCGGAGAAAAAGCGCCAAGCGAAGACCGUCACGGCUAAUUCUCGUCAAAGAGCACAAGGCCCUCAAGACUUUGGGCAUCAUCAUGGGGACCUUCACUGUAUGCUGGCUGCCGUUUUUCGUCGCCAACAUCAUCAACGCUUUUAACAGAGGCGUUCCCUCAGAGAGGACCUUCCGACUGUUAAACUGGCUGGGUUACAUCAACUCCGGCCUCAAUCCUAUCAUCUACUGCAGGAGUCCAGAGUUUCGUACAGCAUUCAAGAACCUGCUGGGCUGUCCGUGGCUGUCCGCCCUGUGGCUCAAUACAGUGUAUAAAGAGCUGCGGACUCGCUGCUCCUGCUUUCUAUGGUCUUCAACCGGUAGGACUGAGGGCAGUCUGGCCAGUACUCAGGGAAGCAACAAAAGUGAGGAGGCUUCCCCUGGUACUCUGCAGUUAAAUGGCAGCACUCAGUUCAGUGACUUAUCAGAACCAGAAACCCAAUACUUCACAUUGGAGGAAAAGCAGGGAUGAACUGUAAGAUGUCAAGCUGCUGAAGCAAACUAUGUUCUCCAGUCGAUACUGUGACUCCCAUAAAGGCUGAGCCCAAACUGCAGUGAGGACAAACGAAAGGACAACCAGCAGGAUAAACCCAGCUGAAUGAAACGGAUGACUGGAUUGACUGCCGAAAAACAGCUGAUUUGGUCUAGACAGGAACAUCGUGGUUGUCUCUGUGGACAAGAGAUGGACCGCUGCAACUCAGCACUUCACAGACAUUAGGUGACACCAAAGUUGAGCCUCCUAGUGUCAUCUAAAUACCGUUUGCAAAAGACAAUACUUAAUAACUGCAAGUUUUAAAUGCAUUCCAGCAAAACCUUUGGACACAGUGUAUGUGGCCUGUGGGUUCAAGAAUUACAUCAUAAACUAAUUUUGUACAAUAUAUUAUCUGGUAAGUUAUCUAUUUAUGAUACACUGAAGCUGUAGCAAAAUUAGUUGUCUAACUUAAAACAAGGUCAUAAUUGGCAAGGCUGUCUUCACUGUCCAGUUAAGAAACAUACAUUUUCAUGGCACAAACUCAUCAGUGUAAUAUCAGCUGAACCAAAGGGCUGUGCAUUCAAAUAUUCAAUUGGUGUCUGAUUGCAGUCUUAAUCUUUCUCUUUUGAGCCUGUAUCCGCACAAUAUUUAUCUUGCUUGAAUUCGCUUGUCUGUGUUAAGUUAUACCAGAGGUAUUGAAAAUGUUCAGGACACCUCAAACAUCAUUCCUGUCAACAGUUAACCGUCAGUUUAAACCAUUGUGCAAGGUACAGUAUUAUAAACUGCAGGUAACCCAUGGUAUUGGUAAACUCCUGCCCUAUUUUCCGUCCUUGGUAAGCAGCCAUGUUAUAAGCUCAAUGACAACUGAAAUGUCUGAAAUGUCCAACUAUAGAAAAAAUAAUUAUCUUGAUGGAGGAAACAACAACAAGGCAUCCCAUAUAACAAAUUAAUGAAUGAGUUAGAGGCAAAAUCUCAUUCAUUUUUUUUUAUAUCAGGACAUCUUUGCAUUAUUGAUGACACAAAAGCAUCUGUUGCAUUGAGAAAUAAAAUAUUAUAAAACUGUG